Funneliformis mosseae is the source of this 657-nucleotide messenger RNA. The record is from the annotation of a GenBank genome assembly. Lineage: Eukaryota; Fungi; Glomeromycota; Glomeromycetes; Glomerales; Glomeraceae.
AUGGAGAUUGAGAUUGCAAAGACCGAGCUUAUUAGUUAUAAGCAAAGAAACUUGAACCUCAACGAAUCCUUUAAAAAUAGACGUGACGAGAAUGAAAUUCUUUGGAAAGACAUGGAGGAUAACAUUAAUGACGAAAUCUUGAUGGAUUGUGCGAGUAACCUUGCAAACCUAAACGAUAACACAAAAAAUUUAAUAGUCAUGAUGGAAGAAAUGAACGCCAUCACUAAGGGCCUUAUCACUCUCGUGGAAUACUUAUUAAACAAGUUGGAAAAUAAAAAUGCUCUAAGUGAAUAUAGAGACUGGAUUACGUUUUUUAAUAGGGUAUUACAAUUGAAGUUAGGAGCAAAUGUAUGGUCCGUUGUAAAAUUUGCUGUUUAUAAGAAAAUUAGGAUGGAAAAGGAAAACUACGCUGAUUGGGAAAAAGAAUCUAUUUUACAGUUGGAAGCUGUUUUAAAAAGUAUUAAUAUGUCACUCUAUGACUACUACGAACUGCUAAUAUUGAUGAAAAUUCGAAGUAACGACGAAUUCCUUGGGGAUAAAUCUCCAACACUAGAACAGGCGGAAAAAAAGCUUCAAGCAUCGUUUCCUGAAGAAAUGAAAUUCUUUAAGGAACCGUUGCAAAAUGUUUUCAAUGCUCUCGGUACUUGGGAAAUUUAA